Molecule: messenger RNA, 3656 nt
Organism: Ciona intestinalis (vase tunicate)
Lineage: Eukaryota; Metazoa; Chordata; Ascidiacea; Phlebobranchia; Cionidae
Source: RefSeq, a predicted model, not a curated record
AGUUGUGUGAACUGUUUUUACACGUAUAUAUGCUGUGGACCUGUGGUGUGAAGUUGGAUAUGUUCAAAUACUGAAAAGAUUUAGCAGUUUGUAAAAACACAAUCAAGUCAUGGGGAAUAGUGAAAGCAGUCGCAUGCAUGAUUACCGGGCGCACAAUACCCCCCUUAAACUGCCCAUGCCAGAAACUAAAGAAAUUGAUGAGAAGUUCAACAGAGUGCUGCUUUCUAUGAACUUACCACCCGAUAAAGCAAAAGCGCUGACCAAAUAUGACAACAAAAAGAAGUGGGAACUGAUUUGUGACCAGGAUAAAGUUGAAGUGAAGCAUCCACCUUCAUUUUACAUACAAACUGUUCAAAGUUACCUCGACCCAGCAUUGAGAAGAAAAAGAUUCCGCAAAAGAGUAAAUAAUUCCACACGAACUUUACGUGACCUUGAAAUUUCCCUUCGAACAAAUCAUAUCGGAUGGGUUCGUGAGUUCCUAAAUGAAGAGAAUCGUGGACUUGAUGUUCUUGUUAAUUAUCUUGCAUUUGCACAAUAUGCGAUCAUAUACGAUGGUUCAUCCUCUUCAAUGUCUUCAUCUCCCACCAAGUCCAUAGGAAGCACAGGAGACCUCGGUAGUCUUGGAAGCACCCUCAGCAUACGAGGAUCAUCUGCUAUGACUUCCACUAUAUCAAGAUCACAAACGCUUCCAAAUAGACGAACACUGAAGAAUUCUAGAGCAGUAAUGGACAGGGAUGAUGUACACGUGUGCAUUACUUGUCUGCGAGCAAUAAUGAAUUAUCAAUAUGGCUUCAAUCUUGUGAUGGCUCACCCACAAUGCAUUAAUGAGAUUGCUCUCAGUCUAAACAACAGAAGCUUAAGAACAAAGUCAUUGGUGCUGGAACUUCUUGCUGCUGUUUGUUUGGUGCGGGGUGGGCAUGAUAUUAUACUUCGUGCAUUUGAUAAUUUCAAAGCAAUAUGUGAUGAACCUCUCAGAUUUACUAAACUCAUGUUCUUUUUUAAGUCAGAGACGGAAAAUAUUGAAUUCAUGGUGUCGUGUAUGCAGUUCGUCAACAUUGUUGUUCAUUCUGUAGAAGAUAUGAACUUCCGUGUUCAUUUACAACACGAGUUUACUUUGCUUGGUUUGGAUGCUUACCUCGAGGAUUUGAAAUCAACUGAGAGUGAUGUAUUGAAAGUUCAAAUACAAGCAUACUUGGAUAACAUGUUUGAUGUUUCUGCUCUGCUUGAAGAUUCAGAAGUUAAAGUAACAGCCUUAGAACGUGUGGAACAGUUAGAGGAACAAUUACUUGAUUUAAAUGAAAAGUUUCAAGAACAAGAAUAUGAAAAUAUGUCAAAGAUUGUUCAGUUGGAGAAACAAUUAUCGGGAAAUAUUGCUGAGUUAUCCACGCUUAAGGGUAAGAACAAAGGGGUUUAUAUUCUACCAACUGAUUCCAAUACCCAAGUUCACACUUUAUCGAAACAAAAUACAGCACCAGCAACUCGUGCAGCACUUCCUCCUAUCUCAUCAUCUGCUGCACUUAACAUGGAAGACACACCAACAGUUAAAGUCAAAACCAAGGAUGUGAUCUCAUCCCUCCCCCCGCCAUCCGCAUCCACUCCUCUUCCUCUUUCAUCAAUCCCGGCUCCUCCACCACCGCCACUAGCUGGUGUUCCACCCCCUCCACCUCCACCACCACUGGGUGGUGCCCCACCACCCCCUCCGCCACCAUUAGGUAUGCCUAGUUUUCCCAACCAAGCAAAUCUCCCUGGUGGAUUAAAAGCAAAACAACGACAUCAUCCAAAAUAUCGCCUCCCUGUGCUUAACUGGAGCGCUCUUCGGCCCAACCAAGUGGCGGGGACGAUUUUCAACGAGCUGGACGACGACUCCGUGCUCAACGAGAUCAACAUGAACGAGUUUGAAGAGAUGUUCAAAACACGAGCACAAGAUACGGAGGCCGAUCGUAUGAGAAUGCAAAAGAUCGUGGAAGCUCAGCAGAAACGAGGAACAUCAUUAAUCGAUGUCAACAGAGCUCGAAAUUUAGCGAUCACACUGAGAAAGAUUGGUUUAAGCACUGAUGAUAUAUGUCGUUCUGUGUAUAGUUACGAUCUCAAAUCUCUCCCGAUUGAAUACGUUGAAAUGUUGCCACGAUUUAUUCCAAAUGAUGGUGAAUUAAAAGCUUUUAAAGAUUAUGAGAAACAUGGGAAGUCGUUCAAUGAUUUAGCAUCUGAGGAUAAGUUUAUGUGGCUGUUUGGUCGUGUGGAGAGAUUGCAACAGCGACUCAACAUUAUGAUAUUCAUUGGAAAUUUCAAUGAUAAUGCACUUUCAUUGACACCACAAAUAGCUUCGGUCAUCGCAGCAUCCAUGUCCAUCAAAUCAUCAGGAAUGCUCAAGAAAGUAUUGGAGAUAAUACUUGCGUUUGGAAACUACAUGAACAGCGCAAAACGUGGAGCAGUUUAUGGAUUCAAAUUACAAAGUCUCGAUGCUUUGAUUGACACAAAGUCAACAGACAAGAAACAAACAUUACUUCAUUAUAUUGUGAAUGUUAUUGAUGUUUAUUAUCCUGAUGUAAAGACAUUCUAUCAUGAGUUACGUUAUGUGGAUAGAGCAAGCAAAGUUUCAUUUGAGAACAUCUUGUCUGAUGUUGGGAGUAUCCGACGUGGGAUGAAUCUCACACAAGAUGAGCUUGAAACUCACCAUCAUCCCGUGUUGCAAGAAUUUGUGACGAAUCAACAAGAUAAAGCUCAGAAGAUCCUCCAAGAUGCACAAACUGCACAAGAAGCUUACAAAGAUGUGGUUGAAUACUUUGGUGAAUCCCCUAAAUCGAUGCCACCUGAGAAUUUCUUCCCGAUGGUGGAUCGAUUCAUUAAAGCUUACCAGAAAGCGGAGAAAGAUAUUGAACAAUGGAAGAUUGAUGACGAGAAGAGAGCAGAAAAGCAGAGACGAGCAGUUGAGAGAAUGGAAGAGAAAGAAUCUCGGAGGAAAAUGAAGGAAGAAGUGAUGACAGGGGAGCAGAAAUUGAUUGGAGAACUCCGACAGAAACAACGUAAAGAGAGAAGAGCUGUUGAAAGUAAAGACGGAGCAAUUGAAGCAAAUAUUAACUAUAUUAAAUCAGAGCCGUACCGUCGGGAAGACACAGUGUUACGUAGUUUCCGUAAGAAGACACGUCCUGAAGUGACAAGAACGCCGCAAAUGUCAACGAUGCUAUAACAUUCCUAGUAUUAUUAAUCAUUGUUUCAUAUCAAUUCACUCCUAUGACGUAACAAAACUAUAAUUGUUUCACAUUUUACACCAACGGUGCGACUUUUUUACUUUAAGUGUUUAUUGAGUGUUAUGUUAUGCACAGUGUUGUUUACACAUGAUACAGAGUAAUUGUUGUUUAUUUAAAUAUUGCUUUUUUCAAACAGUCUUUUUUGCACCAGGACUCCCAAGUUACAUAUGAUGCCUAUUGCAAUUGUUUUGUACAGUAUAUCUUAUUCAGCCAUAUCCGUGCCUUAUGACGUCACGAUGCAGCUUGUUCUGUAACUGUUGGGGAUUUAUUUGCAUCUAUGCCCUUUGUUCGUCAUAAUGUAUUACGCUGCUAUCCAAUAGUUUCGAGUAUGGCUAUUAUUGAAAUUUCUUGCAGUAUAAACGGCACUUUUUACGUUGUGGUGAAAAUAAAAUGUUUCUAUGGCAGCAA